AUGCCUCCCGCACCAACCAUCUCCGAAAUCCAAUCACUCUAUCAUUCCUUCCAAACGGUUUCAUCCCGAUUCACCUCAUACAAUUUUAACCAAUACUUCCUUCGACGCUCUCACCAGACGUUCAAACCUGUCCUUCAGUCGCUCUCCCCUACACCUGGAACAGAGUCCGUGCAAGCUAAGCAGCUAGAUCCAGCGGAGUUGUCGAAAUGGUUCGAAGAGCAGAAAAAGGAGUUGGAGGUGAUUAAGCGAGCUGCAGAAGUGAACAGGAUGUUCAAAGGACCUAAAUUGGUGGUGGAACAUGCUCAGCCGAUUACGGCGGGUGGUGGAGAGGGAGCUGAAGCUUCUCCUUGA
Molecule: messenger RNA, 351 nt
Organism: Kwoniella botswanensis
Lineage: Eukaryota; Fungi; Basidiomycota; Tremellomycetes; Tremellales; Cryptococcaceae
Exons: 1
Coding region: 1-351 (116 amino acids)
Biological process (GO): iron-sulfur cluster assembly
Cellular component (GO): L-cysteine desulfurase complex; mitochondrion
Source: RefSeq, a predicted model, not a curated record